GCAUUUUUGAAUUCUGUUCUCCUGUGACCUCACCCUAACAGCAACAGCCAAGAAAAUUCUGUCUUUCCCUUGUGUAUCUGCCUUUUUGAAGUAGAGAGUGACCAUCCCCCGUCUGUCUCCAAGCUGUGGGGGCUUCCAUUGUUUCCAGGUAGACCUAGCCCCCUUGGCCAGACCUCCUGAGGUGUUUCUUGACCACACAGAGAAAGUGGGUUGGGUGUGGCUGAUAAAACCUUAGCAAAAUAUACAGCAUAUGAUCAUGACCCUUAUUAAACAUUCUCAAUGUCAAUUUACAAAAUGUAUGCCAAUAUAUUUUCAGUCUGCAAUUUGACAUGGGCAAAUAGAGACAAGAGGGAGUGACAAUUUACCCAGAAUGUUUCUUAUUGGGUCUGGGCUAAGAGACUGUAUGGCCUCGUCUCAGAUGUGUAUAAAAGAGUGUGAAGUGUCUGGAGUAACCACAAGUUUCCAGGUGUGUUUCAGAGUGAAGUCACCUGCAUCACCUGAGAAGAACAUCUUCUUCAUCACCAUGAAGUCCUUCGUCUUCUGUUUCAUCAUGCUGCUCAUGGCAAUGGCAGCAACUACAACCUUGGCAGGGCCAGUGGGCAUUGAGCAACUCAAAAAUAGCCCUCAAUAUGAGGGUCCUGGUAAGGUCUCCUUUGAGGCAGAUGUUGACACAGCAGAGAAAGACAAGGAUGUAGCUGAGGUCACCAAUGAGGACAAAAGAGUCAAGAGAUCGAACAAUGAAUUUGAUGGCUAUCUUGCCUUUCGAUGCCCAUGUCAUCAAAGCAUAUCCACCAUAUCGAGUUACCACAGCAAUCCCCAUGAAGACAGACGUUUCAGUAUCAGCUGCAAGCCAUUGUUCCUCGCCGCAACAAGCUGUCAUCAAUCUCAUUGGGUGAACAACUUCGAUGCAAGAUUUGACUUUACCUGCGGCAAAAACGAAGCCUUAACAGGGAUAUACAGUUACCAUAGCAACCUCCACGAGGACCGCCGCUUCAUGUUUCACUGCUGCUCGGCUGACUUGAUCCUCAAUGGCUGCCGCUGGACCCAAUAUCUGAACAACUUUGAUCAGCCAUUCACCUACCAGGUCCCUAACAACAUGGUCAUCGCUGGAGUGAGCUCCUACCAUCACAGCUUUUAUGAGGAUCGGCGCUAUCGCUUAUACGUCUGUGAAAUGGAGGAAGGGUUUGCUCCGUAGGCUGCCAUUGAAUAUGAACAAAGACAAGAAAGAAGAAGGCUGUCAGCUAGAAGGGAAAAGCUAAUGGCGUGUGUCUCUUAUUUAAUUCCUCAGAGCAGCUGAUGCUUAUCCCUUUCUAAGCAAGAUUCAUCUUGAUCAUGUAGUCUGAAACUGAUGAUUUAGGAUUAGUAAUGUUUUCUCCAACACUUCCUUUGAUGAAUAAUUGGCAUUAUGAAUGUCUGUGGGGGGGAAAAUCUAUUAAAACUGUUGAAAUCUGUUACUCUUUUAGCUUAAUCUGUACAAUGGUGUUGGUUUCAAAUAAACUGGGUGAAGCAUA
Molecule: messenger RNA, 1511 nt
Organism: Engraulis encrasicolus (European anchovy)
Lineage: Eukaryota; Metazoa; Chordata; Actinopteri; Clupeiformes; Engraulidae
Product: hemagglutinin/amebocyte aggregation factor-like
Exons: 7
Coding region: 371-1195 (274 amino acids)
Source: RefSeq, a predicted model, not a curated record